Cataglyphis hispanica is the source of this 16233-nucleotide messenger RNA. RefSeq names its product E3 ubiquitin-protein ligase UBR4 (gene poe). The record is from RefSeq and is a predicted model, not a curated record. NCBI's taxonomy places the organism in Eukaryota, Metazoa, Arthropoda, Insecta, Hymenoptera, Formicidae. Gene Ontology annotation, molecular function: zinc ion binding; protein binding.
AUGGCGGCUAAGAGUGGUGGCCACGAUGAGUGGCUUUCAGUAAUGAAAUUAAUAUUAGCAACCUCGCCACGCUCGUUUAAUAAAAAUGACGUUAUUGAUCUGGUUAAGAGCAUCGUUAAAAGUGAAAACAAAUUCGUUUCUCACGAGGAUCAAUAUGAUAUCUUUUAUACGGCGGUCGCUGCUUUGUUGGCAGAUUGCAUUAGUGGUUGCGCAAAUACAUUUGCCAAAAGUCAAAUAUCUAUCAUUUGUCAAGCAUGCAAAGUACUGCUUGCUUAUCUUGUGGAUAAACUGUCACAACAGCAAACACAGUCAGGAGAUGUACCAACAGUUUUGACUACAAAACAAUUAUUACUUCCAAUACGAGCAUUAUGUAUUGGACAAUCCUUACUUACAUCUGCGGAGGAAACUGCUCUUGUUUCUAUAAUAAAGAAUUCCAAAACACCACCUCACGUAACAGUUUUAUCAAGUGGAAAAGAAAAGGAAUCCCCUCAACAAUCUGUAAAAGAAUCUAUGCGAUCUCGUUGUGAUUUGUCUACUAGUAUCCUUGAGCAGUUGACAAUGCCAUUGCAAGAUUUUUCCUCAUCCUCCAUUCUUGUAAAUGAAAUUUCUACUGAUAGUACGAGCAAAAAUGUAAAUGCUGCCACAAGUGAGACACAUUCUGAUACUAAGAUGAUGUUUGUUGCAAACAAUAUAAGUACACUGCAGAAUAUGGGAGCAGGUGAUACUUUGUUGGAUAUGUGUUUAAAUCUUCCACAUUUGUCGCGCUACACACGAAAGUAUCAAGCUUAUUUAUCGAAAAAAGGAUUUAGUCUACCAGCAAAUGCAUCAGAAACACAUACAAUAAGACACAGUUUACAUUCGGUUGUUAGCGACAUUAAUAUUGUACAUAAUGUGAUUCUCCCGAUACUUGAACCUUUAACACCACAAAAAUUAGAAAAGUUGUCAUUGCUGACUAUGUCUUGCCUAUAUUGUUCGAUUGCAAAUGCAACAGCAUCAAGCAUAGUUGGUAUAACAAAUGCAGUAUCUCCUAAAUGUAGCACAAACACUGCAACAAGUAAUCAAGCUAAUCAGAAUGCAAAAACCACUGAUGAAGAGUAUGAUACUCUGGCAAUUACAGUUGUUGAAAAGAGUUUAGAAAUAUUUGGACAAGUAUCAAAUGUUAUCAAAAAUAGCACACGUGCAGGAGGACAUAUUUUGCAAAAUCAUUUACUUAUUGGAGUAUGGCUUUUGGUUGCUGGAUUACAAGCACAAUUAACUGUGAGCAGUUUUAGUGCUGCAGAUAAAGGAAAAGAGGAAAAGGGAAAAUCGCCGAGCAAAGCUCGUGAUGGAAGUGGACGUGUAAAUCUUAUGAAAGUGCAACAGGGAUUUGGUGUAUUAUCAGUAGCAUUAGCAUCACAUGCAUUGAAUUUAAUGAGUGCACUUCUUGAAGAUGUAUCUAUCGAAGCUAAUUCAGAUGUAAUCACGGCAAUUCCUGAACCAGCGCCAUUAGAUAUCUUGUCUACUGCUACAGCAUUGCAAAGGGCAGUAACGUUUCUACAAGCGGUGCCAUUAAAUCAUCUGUUGUUUUAUCUGGCUACUAUUAGUUAUAGAAAGGCUUGCACAUUGAAAAGGGUACAAAAGCAUCCUUUAGAAGGAGAUGCAUUAAGUCAAUCCGAUUCUACUACAUACUAUGAAGAUCUUUUGAGUUGUUCAGAGAACUCAACUGAUGAGGAGGAGGACAGCGAACCUAUCUUGGGACUAUGGUUUGAAGAAACUCUUGCUCCAUCAGACGAGACUUCAACAAAUACCAAUAAAGAAACAAAUAAUGAAGCAAAUGCAGAACGUACUACCACUACCACCAUUGUUCCUGACAAUAGAGAGCCACAUGGUUAUAUUUCACUUGCAACGAAAAUAUUCCAAUUUAUGAAUAAGCACUUGAUUGGUAGCAGAAGUACCUAUGUUCGAGAAUAUGUAGUUAAUGGCUUAGUUGAACAACAAAUGGUUAUAUUGGCAGCAAUUAUAAGAGAUUUAGAUCAUGAAACGGCUAGAACAGAAACGGGCACAAUUUCUGCAUUUUACGGAGCUACGCUAGGCGCUAUGUAUUCGGAAUUUUCUCAAGCUUUAAGUCGUUACACUCAUAAUUUACUUGCAUGGAAUACGCUAAGCGAAUCUCUUCAGAAUACCUUACUUCAACAUUUGGGUGUAAAUCCUUGGUCUAUAGAAGUCUACAGUAGUUCGACUACAUGGCCUCUUCAAGUAUAUCCACGAACUCUUAGUGUACUCGCACAGGUAUUGCUCUUGAAACCUCAGUUGGAGAGGGAAGCUGCAUGUAUCAGCAUAUGGCAUCGCUUAGUAACAACCAUGGUUGAAAAUGUAUGCAAUCCUCAAACAACAUAUGAAGCUGAAAACGAAGAUUUAAAUGUUGAACAUGCCCAAUUGGUACUCUUCCUAUUCCAUUCUUUAAAUUUAAUGCAGAAGAAAUCUGUGUUACUUGUAACGGGAAGCGGUGCAGUGCGCUGCAGCGAAGCAGUCAAAAUGCCAAUGAAAGAUUCUCAACUAUUGCACUUAUCUCGAUUGUUGCUCUUACUCGAAUAUAUGAUGAAGCAUCUGUAUGAUGCACAUCCGGUAUUACUUGAACAAGUACAAUGGAAUCUGUUUUCUGCAACAAGUUUAGUAUGUGAUACCAAAGAUGGAAAUAAGCAGACUGCCAGAGCUUUUACUCCUUGGGUAGAAAUAGAAGAUAAUUAUCGUAAAUAUGGCUCACAAGAUGAAUUUUCGAUGAAACCACGUUUUUAUAAUUUAUCGAGAACAGAUUUUAAUAAUCAGGAUGCACCAAAAUUAGAUGGAUUAGCAUGUAACUUUAUUUUGGGUACACCAGAUAAAAUGAAAUACCCUCUUUUGGUUGAUGCAUUAAUCGACAUCCUGAAUGUACUUAAUCAAACUGAUAUGCAUAGAAAAGGCAAUACUGAAAAUAAGGAAAAAAUUACAUUUACCGGAUUAUGCGCAAUUCAAUAUUGCUUUUCCAUAUGUUGGGAAUUAUUACUGAUGUUACCUCCCUCGACUCCUUAUAUGAAUAAACUAGCUCUCGGUGAGGAAAUACCGGCUGGACCGAUGUUGCUUCAUUCAUUGAUAUGGGGUCCAAGAGCCGCGUAUAAAACUUUUACUGGUUGGAUGAAGGAUUGUUUAGUGAAGCAAGGAAUGUAUACCCAAUAUGCUGAAAAUUUAUUAAAGACAGUGUCAUCUACUGUAAACUCUCUCAAGUAUGAUGUUACCCUUGCUAAAAAUUGUAUCGUUUCGCUCAAACCAGAAUAUAAUGCCACUGAUAAGAUAAUGCCAAGAGCAUCGUUGCCAAAACUCGGUUCUUUGUGUAUAUUGGCUGCAGUUGUAGGAAAGUUACAAGUUCUUAUGGACGAGAGCAUAUCGAAAAAUUCUACCGAGAACAUUGAGACUUCCAAGAGUACGCAGAAUGCAGAUUCCGCACCUUCAAACAGGACUAAAAUGAUAAUUGAAAUUCUGCCGCAUAUUUUAUCGUUGACAGACGCUAUUCUAUUGUCAUGUCGGUCCAACAUAUUGUAUCAUACAUUUGAAUCUACCGAGGAAGAUGGAAAAUAUAGUACACGGGACUAUUUAAUUCUGGAUAAUAUCUUGUCGAUGGCAGGCGCAAAUUGGGGAACGGAAACAUCAUUGGUCUCAUUUUUGCCGAGCUGCAUUAAAUCUGCACUGGAUAAGUGGAAGAGUAUCGCGUUCGCUCCUGUUCCUUGGAACACAUAUGCGAAUGAUAUAAUACCAGCGGAAAGCUACAUCUUUACUACAGUUAAUUAUCAUGUCAGUUCCUUGUCGGAACAUCCAACGUUUUCUAUUAAUCCAUCAUUGAAAAACUUACUUUACUGUUUGGUUUCAUUUAUGAUGGAGUAUAUCACACCUGCAACAGCUCCGGAGCAACAAUCCGAUAUACAUUCUCAAGCCGUGGACAUUCUCGUUUCAUUGUCAAUGGAUGCUCGUACCGACUAUCUUCGAGAAAUGGCUACUAAUACUUUGGUCAAAUUAUUAGGACAGGAUAACGAUAAUGAAGCACGGCACUUGCGCGAACAUUUGUUUGUACUAAAUCAUACAUAUAAUCUGAUAAUCGAAUAUACCGAUAAUACAGACGGAUCCAUUGGUAUUGUUAUCGACGAGGAGAUCUUGAAACAGUGUAUAAAAUAUUGGGAGCGACUGUUGGAAAAACCUCUCGGAUGUAAAGCCUUAGACUUGUUCUUUGCUCCGGAUACAAAUCAUAGUCUUGUGUCUAUCUUAUUGUCUAUAACGUCGCCGCAGGCUUCGUCGCAGUUUAGCACAUACAUUUUACACUUUUUCAACGCAUUAUUCAGAACAACUGAAAAAACGACAAAUGAUGGAUCAUUGGAUCGUCUAUGCAAUUCAGUGGCCAAUUUCGCCAAUGUCGAGAGUGAGAAAUUACAGACGUGGCUAAGACACGUUAUAUUGGGAGCGACAAAUGUUCCGGCGAGUGUUUCUGCAACGAAUAUACCAACAUCCACCGCUGGUGUUACAAAUACGUUGGUAACUGUUUCCGGAACCUCGGAAGAUGGCCAGAAAUCGGAUGAAAGAAAUAACGCAUCUAAUAAUGAACAAACCCAAUGGGCGAUUUCUGACGGUUCUAGCAAUAAUCAACCUGCAAUAAGUAAUGACGAGCAGAAUUCGAGCCACGAGAAUAGCCGUUUCUUACGGGCACUUACUAAUUACAUAGUGAAGGAUAAAAGCAACGUCAGUUCAAACGUCUCGAUAACCAUUCUUCAAGCUCUUAUACCAUUAGCGUACCACAUUCUUUCUCCUACAAUCGAAGGAAAUCGGUUCUCUGAAUUGAUGCAUAUCAUGUCUACGUUGGCUGAUGCCGGCUCGGAAAAAGGACACGCAUUGCUGUUCAAAGCUGCCACUGAGUGGGUCGAACUUUGCAAGGAGCAGAUAAUGAACAAAGAUCCGCAAACUUUCGACAAACCGUCAUCACCGUACAUCGAAGCGGGUUGUUGUAUGUUGAACUACAUCGCCGACAUAGUAGGCGCAAUCUGUCCGCAACAGGCACAAUCUCAGGAUCGAGCCACUAGCCCACCGUGGGAGGGUGCUAUACCGAGCAAUAGCGACGUAAAUGACAGCGACUGGGUGGAUGAGAUUCCGCAUGAGGAUGAUGACAGCGCAGUCGAAGACUCGGACGAAGACAGUCUCUGCAAUAAACUAUGCACUUUCACGAUCACGCAGAAGGAAUUUAUGAAUCAGCAUUGGUAUCAUUGUCACACGUGUAACAUGGUCGACGGCGUCGGUGUUUGCACAGUGUGCGCUCGAGUCUGUCAUCGUAGUCACGAUGUCACGUACGCCAAAUACGGAAAUUUCUUCUGCGACUGCGGCGCUAAAGACGACGGAUCGUGUCAGGCGUUGACAAAGCGUAGCCCGCAAAGUUCAGAGCAUCAAACAACUGGUAAUAUACCAUAUAAUAACGUUGGCGCCCCCGCUGAAAGCAGCUUACUUUUAACGAGUAGUCUACGCCGACGGGCAUCUAGUCCUGUACAUAAUUCAUACGAUAAGCACGAAAGAAGCGGACGCGACACUCAAAGACUAGUGUAUUUGAGUAAGCAAUUGGAAUCUUCGAAGGAUUGUAUAUAUUCUCAAUUGUGUAAGAGCGGAUUGGUAUCUUCAUUAGUGGAUCUAACACGCGCGUUAGUACCCGCGGUAGACGCGUCUUGUCAGCGCUAUUCGCCAGUUGGUUGCCAUGCACGAGCUCAAUUGGCAUUGAAACAUUUACAUACGCUCGACAAAAAAUACGAGCAUACGGAUCAGCUUAUGUUACCGACUCUGGGAUCUCAAGAAGGUGCGUUUGAAAACGUUAGGAUGAAUUAUUCAGGCGAUCAGGGUCAAACGAUUAGACAGCUGUUGUCUGCUCACAUGAUACGACGUGUCGCCAUGUGUUGUUUAUCCUCUCCGCACGGUAAACGACAGCAUUUGGCUGUUUCGCAUGAAAAGGGAAAGAUAACGGUAUUGCAGCUUAGCGCAUUGUUGAAGCAAGCUGAUUCUUCCAAGAGAAAAUUGACUCUGACGAGGCUCGCUUCGGCUCCGGUACCUUUCACUGUCCUUUCGGUUACCGGAAAUCAAUGGAACGAGGAUUUCUUAGCCGUUUGUGGUUUUAAAGAUUGUCACGUACUUACGUUCAACAGUUCCGGUACAGUGUCUGAUCAUCUAGUUUUACAUCCUCAGCUUGAGAGCGGGAAUUUCAUCAUUAAAGCUCUGUGGCUUCCCGGCGCACAAACACAGUUAGCGUUGGUUACCGCUGAUUUUGUCAAAAUUUAUGACUUGGGAAAGGACGCGCUAAGUCCGCAAUAUUAUUUCCUCGUGCCGACAGGGAAGAUACGAGAUUGCACGUUUAUGCACGCGGAAGACGGUACGUUCCAUAUGUUACUCAUGUCUUCCGCUGGAUAUAUUUAUAGCCAGGUGAUGGAUGAGGAGAGUCAAGCCAAGCAUGGUGCUUUCUAUGUGACAAAUACAUUAGAUGUUUAUCAUCCGGAAAUAAAAGACAAUGGCCAAGUGGGCGGUGGAGGAGUUUCCAUCUACUAUUCGCACGCUCUUCAGCUGCUAUUCUUCAGCUAUGCCUGCGGCAAGAGUUUUAUAGCGCCGUUAAAACACAUGGAUUCCGAUAUUACUAUCGUAUUCCAGAUUAAUCUCGCCAGUAACAAGACGAAUGGAAAUAAAUCUAACAAUAAUCAGCCGCAACCUUUGUGCCAGUGGAGUGAGGUAGCGAAUCAUCCUGGAUUGGUCUGUUCCAUCUUGCAGACCAGCAAUAAUCCGGUGAUAUUGAUGAUCAAACCCGAUACGAUCAUGAUACAAGAGAUUAAGAUUGUGCCUGCGAAAGCAAAGAUUAUGGACAUGGUCGCCAUCCGACAUCCCAGUUCGAACGCUGAACAUCGUACAACUCUGAUAUUACUUUGCGAAGAUGGAAGUCUGAGAAUCUACAUGGCCGGUAUGGAACAAACUGGAUUUUGGAUGUCGUCCACCGUACAGCCGAUUAGCACUAACUCCGGCAUCAAGCCAUCGCGAAAAAAGAAGACUAACAAGAUGGGAAAACCGUCGGGAUCCAUCACGUUUCCCAUUGACUUUUUCGAACAUUGUCAACUGAUGAACGACAUUGAAUUCGGCGGCAAUGAUUUAUUGCAGAUCUAUAACGUCGCGCAGAUCAAGCAUCGCUUAAAUACCACUGGAAUGUACGUAGUUUCCACAAAGGCUAUGGGCUUUAAUGUGGAAGUUACGAAUAAUGAUGCGAUUUUAGUAAUGACUGGAAUACGAGUGCUCUUUGGCAAUCAGGACAUUCAAAGGACACCUCUGUACGUUGAGAUAUUUGGCAGAAGUAUUCGGACUACAUUAACUAGAAGCCGUUGGUUCGACAUUCCUUUAACAAGAGAAGAAAGUCUUCAAGCUGAUAAAAAAUUAACGAUUACCUUUGGACCAUCUCAAGAUCCAGAAGGCGUUAUUAUGGUUGAUUCGAUAAAAAUAUACGGUAAGACCAAGGAUGCAUUUGGAUGGCCUGAAGAGAUAGAAGAGAUCCAAUCUUGUCAACCAACAUCCGCACCUAUCACGACAAUCAAUAACGAGGCUGACAAUACCAUUGUUUCUCCUGCACCUUUGUCCUCUAUCGAUAAAACAACAAAGGAUAGUUCGGUUAACAUAGAAAGAAUGAUAGCCAGCAUUCUCGAAGUCCUGGAGUCCUCGUUCAUCUUAUCCUCGCAUGAUGACAACAAAUCUUCGCUGAAAGCCACAGCGAUUGAUGUCGCAUCGCGAUUAUUAAUAUUACCUACGCCACCAUCUGUGCAAAUGCAUACAACGGCUUUGUUAGCUGCCCUUCACAGUACCAAACAGGCUUAUCAUUUUCAUAAGGAUUAUGCAUUAUUAUCGCACGUUCUCGAGUCCUUGAAAUCAAUGAGAGAAGCUGACGAUCCCGCAGAUAUCGAUGCGGAGAACUUUUAUAGACUUGUGCUUAUUGUUCGGGCGAUUGCCGUUUCUCGCCCACAUAAUCUUGCAAAAUUUGCCGAACAGUACGCGAAUAAGUCAAUCGACGAAAAUAGCGUACCUGUUUUUGAGAAGGAUCGUCUGGAAGCUCAUUCGCGCACCAAGGCAGAUGGAAAUCAACAUUUGGUCAUCCAAUUGAUGGAAAUACUGUGGUCCCUGCAUACAGCGUAUCCCAAGAAUAUGGCACUCGCUCCGGUAGUUGUGCCAGGACUCACGCACGCCGAGGGAACGGUUCAUGCAAUCGUGGAGAUCGUUCACGCUUUUGCGAUAUGCGACGUUGAAAAUAAUACCCCGAUAGCCGCUAAACUGUAUUUACAGUUGUUGCUGUCUUCAGACACCAGUAUCAGUUUUAGUGCCAAGCACGCGAUAAUCAGAGUGCUUAGACCCAGAUACAGACGUAGAAGAGUGUAUAUACCGAGUCCACCAAACUGCAGUACUCCAGGUAUAGUUGCUGAAACUGAAGAAAAAUCCGUUUCAGUUCCAUCACAGGCUUCUCAAGAUACGGUGGAGCGCGACGUGGAACAGCACUUUGAUAUCGAAGCCGUAGAAGCGGUAGACAGAGUGGCGGAUAUGCUCGGCGCUGUUGAAGGCAAUCAGAAUUCGGCCGCUGCGAGAGUGGUUAAUCAUCCGUUGGAAGCGUUGCUCGGCGCGGGUAACUUCCCGCAGUUGCUCGAUGUGCCGCCGGAUGCCGACGACGAAGCGAUGGUAGAACUCGCGAUAGCCUUGAGUUUGCAGGAUCAUGAAGGAGGUCAUGCUGAUUUGCAAGCAUUGCGACAAGGAUUCCAGCAGAGCUUUCCCAAUUUGCAGGGUAUACAGAGUCUUCAGAAUUUAAGCGGCUCCACCUUACAAAGCUUGCAGAAUUUAGCGGCGCAGGGAUUGGUCCAAGUUCCGAAUGCUGCUCAGAGCCAAGAAGCGGGCCAUUAUUCCGACACGACUGCUUCUGCGGGCGGUUCCGACGAUGAGGGAUCAACCGCUGCCACUGAUGGUAGUACUCUUCGAACGUCUCCUGCCGAACAAGGUGGUAGUGGUGGUAGCAAGGGUAGCGAGAGCGGUGGAAGCGAUAGUGGAGGCAGCGCCGUUGACAGCAUGACAGGGGAGCAUAAUGUUUCCGGCAGGAGCUCCGCGUACGGAGACAAUGCUCCCGACAAUGCUAUGCCUCCGAUUGGAAUUGGGGUCAAUCAAGCGCCACGCUCUGAAACUAAUACUCUAGAUGUUCCCACAACUUUCACUACCACUGAGCAAGAAGAAGGCAUCGAACAAGAACAGGGUGUUGAGCAGGAAAGUGAUACAACUGGCGAAAUCACCAUAAAACUACAUGCUAUACGGCUUUCACUGUUGGACAGAUUUACACAGUUUGUGCCCAAUCUAAUAAACGUACGAGGAGUACUUGCCAUUCCAUUUAUGCAGGUUGUGUUAAUGCUAACUGCUGAUCUUGAUGGUCAAGACGAGAGAGACAAAGCAUGUGUAGAACGUUUGUUGCAAAUGCUCGUGAAAGAACUCGAGAUGGAUAAACCUGAUACAAGCAACAUAUGUGAGCGUAGCAAUAAGAGGGAGGUUCAUUUGGUUAUCAUGCGUUUAUUAAGUGUUCUUAUGUCUCGCUCAAAAUAUGCUACAAAAACUUCCACGGAUAAUCCGAACUUUGUGUCCCAAACUACUGCUGCAAUACUGAGCAAAGCUGGUAUUAUCGACUACUGUCUAACAUUAUUGCAAGCCUUACUCGACUAUUGGAAGACUACCAGUACAGAGGAAUCUGGUACUAUGAUCGGAGGUCAACUACUGAAGGAACAUCUUACGGCAUCGCCUCCCGAUAUGUCACCGUUCUUCCUGCGUCAAUACGUCAAGGGCCAUGCCGGUGAUGUAUUUGAACCCUACCCCCAAUUAUUGACGGAGAUGGUAUUACGAUUGCCGUAUCAGGUGCACAAAUAUGCGGAAAGUACUGUGAUACAACCUGCGUUCGAACAGCCAUGGUACUUUUAUCUCUGUGAAUAUAUGAUGUCUUAUCAAACACCGUUCGUUAGACGACAAGUACGUAAAUUGCUGCUUUUCAUUUGCGGUAACAAGGAAAAAUACAGACAAUUGCGAGAUCUCCACGCUCUUAUAUCUCACGUGCAGUCCGUACAGCAGUGUUGCACUACUGGUGGAUAUGAUCCGCCGCAUACACGUCCGCAUUCCAUCAAUCUGCCUUACGAUUCGUUAGUAGAAUUGAUUGAACAUCUCAAGUGUUGUGUGGAAAUUGCUACCAGUCGCACAGGAAACUGGCAACGAUUCUGCUUAAAGCAAAAUACCGUUUUAUCAUAUUUGUUUGCCAUAUCGACACUCUUGGACGAAGGUGUGAGUCCUACGGUGCUCCAGUUAUUGCAAUGUGCUAUUUGUUCAAAUAAUAAAUCCAAAGAGACUAAAGAUACUAAAUUAAAGGAAUCUAAAUCGACGACUGGCACGAAAGAAAGACGCGAACGAGAAAAAUCAGAAGAUUCUGAUACUGAGGCUAAAUUCGAAGAAGCACAAUGUUUAACUCUGGUCGAACAAAUUCAAAAGCAGGUGCAUCCCACAUUGCUGAUGAAGUUUAUACAAACUUUCCUUCUUGAAACGAAUAAUACGAAUGUUCGUUGGCAAGCGCAUUCUCUUAUACUAGCAAUUUACAAAAACUGUGGGCCGACAGAUCAGGAAGUCUUGUUGGAUCUUUUAUGGCGUUUAUGGCCUCUGCUCCCAGCUUAUGGCAGAAAAGCGGCGCAAUUUGUAGAUUUACUUGGUUACUUCUGUCUGAAAACACCGCAUGCUGGAAAGAAGAUGCAUACGUACAUGGAGCAAGCAGUUGCCGUUUUACACGCGCAGAAUCAAUUGCUCGCGCGACACCCUAAUGCGAAUCUUUACGUAAAUCUCGCGCAAUUCGUCGAACUGGACGGUUAUUAUUUGGAGAGUGAACCUUGCCUAGUAUGCAACAAUCCAGAAGUACCAAUGGCAACGAUCAAGCUGUCAUCGAUUAAAGUAGAUUCCAAAUUUACGACGACAACGCAGAUUGUGAAGCUGGUCGGCAGUCAUACCAUCAGCCGCAUCACUCUACGUAUAGGCGAUCUAAAGAGAACAAAGAUGGUUCGUACCAUUAAUGUCUAUUACAACAAUCGAUCCGUGCAAGCUGUUGUAGAAUUGAAGAAUAAACCGGCAAUGUGGCACAAAGCGAAGAAGAUCACUCUUGCUCAGGGACAGACAGAAGUCAAGAUGGAAUUCCCAUUGCCGAUAGUAGCCUGCAAUCUUAUGAUCGAGUAUGCCGAUUUCUAUGAGAACAUUCAAGCUUCAUCUGAGACGUUGCAGUGUCCGCGAUGUUCUGCCAGUGUGCCGGCGAAUCCCGGCAUUUGCGCGAAUUGCGGCGAAAAUGUGUUUCAAUGUCACAAGUGCCGAGCGAUUAAUUACGAUGAAAAGGAUCCGUUCUUAUGCCAUGCUUGCGGAUUCUGCAAAUAUGCCAAGUUUGAUUAUACUCUAACUGGUAGGCCGUGUUGUGCCGUCGAUCCCAUCGAGAAUGAUGAUGAUCGGAAGAAGACAGUAGCGACUAUCAAUACUUUAUUGGAGAAGGCGGAUAGAGUAUACAAGACUCUGAUAUCUAACAAACCGACGUUGGAAAUGCUUCUUGUGAAAAUAUCUGAACAUCGUUUGGAUCGAGGAUUAGAGGAUGGUAUACAGGUGUCUGGUAGUACCCAAGUGAACAGAGCGAUUCAGUUACUGGCGCAGAGAUAUUGCAGUGAAUGCAAGACCUCCUUCGAGGAGCUCAGUAAGAUUAUUCAGCGUGUUUUAGCCUGUCGUAGGGAGCUCGUUGCUUAUGACAGAAAUCAACGAGGUAGUCAGAGUGGCUCGCAAUCUUCAUUAUACGGUACGUCCAGUAUGAAUGACAAUGUCGCGAAGGAUGAAACGAUAGUUUCGCCGGUCGGACGCUGUUACGGUUGCGCGUCUGCCGCUACCGAGCAUUGUUUGACAUUGUUACGCGCAUUAGCUACCAACAGCAUAGCCAGAGACGUUUUAUGUAAACAAGGGCUUAUUCAAGAGCUCGUAGAGCAUAAUUUGCGAAAAGGUACGGUACAGAUGCAGGAGGAAGUGCGGCAAUUGUUGUGUCUCGUUACGAGGGAUAACGCGCAAUCGACCAAGGAGAUAUGUUCGCUUCUAACCAGUCGAAUCACCCUGACGCUUCGCGGACGAGUUGCUACCCCGGAUUUUUCGGUCGCCGUACGUCACGAAAUGGCUCUUCUCGCGGCGCUCGUGCAAAAGGAGGAUUCUUGCUGGGAACAGAAAUUGCGAUGCGUCAUGCAACUAUUUCUAACUGCUUGUAAGGAGUCGAAAAGUCCCGUUGUAAUGGAGAGUAUUAUACUGCCGUGUCUGAAAAUUCUGCAAGGUCUUAUUAAACCCGAUCAACCAGUUUCCAAGAAAAACAAAGAUAAAACUAUCGAGUCUCUGGCGACAGUGCAACCACCGGAAGGAAUCAGUAUCGAUGUGAAUAAAUGGAUCACUGGCGAUCCCAAGCAUUCGUACUCUGAGUGGUUUCGCCGUAUGCCGGCUAAGAAAACGGAACCAUCGACGGCAAAACCUCUUAAAAAGGAGGAAACUCGAGUGUUAUAUCUUAUGGAAAAGUAUGGACAUAGAUGGCAUCAGCGUUGUAUGAGGCAUCAAGGCGUUCAACCAUUGAAACUUUCUGACGGUGCUUGGCUAAAGGAAGUUCUCUUCAAUCCCAGUUCUCGACUGGCACGGCAGGUUGCUUGUAACAUGAUCGAGAGUCUGUGCCAAGGUACGGAGAGGAAAAAGGAAGUUCUAGUCUUGCUAACCUGUUACUUAGAAGAGUUACGUUCCGCCGGCGAAAGCAGCACCGAGUUCCUCACUUUGUAUCAAAGUUUAAUCAGACAAUCACCUUGGAAACAAUUCCUGGCAGUACGUGGUGUAAUGACUUUAUUGGCGGAUCUAUUGACUCGGGAGAUAGAGGAAUUACAUCAUCUGGAAGAAACUACUUUAACUAGUGAUCUUGCUCAGGGAUAUUCGUUGAAAAUGCUUACGGAACUUUUGGCAACUUUCUUGGAACAGGAAAAUAUCAAGCAACAAUAUAAGGGUCGAUUGGUUGGUGCAGUACUCAAUGGUUAUUUGUCUCUUAGGAGACUUGUCGUUCAACGGACUAGACUGAUCGAUGAUACACAAGAGAAAUUGUUAGAACUUCUAGAAGAAAUGACCACUGGCACCGAAGAGGAGACGAAGGCAUUCAUGGCAAUUUGCGUUGAAACAAUACAAAAGCAGAAUCCUCAGGAUGUUCGCACUCCAGUAUUCAUAUUUGAAAGAUUGUGUUCGAUUAUCUAUCCAGAAGAAAAUGAUAUAGGUGAAUUCUUCUUGACUCUUGAGAAGGAUCCACAGCAGGAAGAUUUCUUGCAGGGAAGGAUGUUGGGAAAUCCUUAUAGCAGUUUGGAACCUGGACUAGGUCCACUUAUGAGAGAUGUUAAAAAUAAAAUCUGUCAAGAUUGUGAGUUAGUUGCACUUUUAGAAGAUGAUAACGGAAUGGAACUUCUCGUCAAUAACAAAAUUAUCAGUUUGGAUCUUCCUGUCAAGGAGAUUUAUAAGAAGAUUUGGGUGUUGGAGAGUGGCGAAUGCGACGCUAUGCGCGUGGUAUAUCGUAUGCGCGGUCUUCUUGGUGACGCGACCGAAGAAUUCGUCGAAACUUUGAACGCCAAUAGUGAACAGGAGGUGAAUAACGAGGAAGUUUACAAAAUGGCAAAUGUAUUGGCAGAUUGCGGUGGUCUUCAAGUCAUGCUAGACAGAUUGGCGGCAAUACACGAUGUUAAUCGCGCGAGACCUCUUCUUCAAGUGCUAUUGAAAUUAUUCAGAUUGUGCGUGAAGGUCAAGAAGAACCAAGAGGUUCUGAGUAAACCCGAAUUGGGAGCGGUCACCGUAUUUCUGGACGUUCUUCAGCGUUGUCUCGCUACGGAAUCGGAAAAUUCUCAAGCGAAGAUUACCGAACAAUUAUUAGAUAUUAUGGAAACAAUAUUGACGAAUGCGGCAUCGCAACCAUUAAGUGCGUUCGAGGCAUUUUCGCGCACUCUUGGUGGUCCAGAACAUAUCAAGGCACUUUUAUCGUGCACGCAGUCCACGGCAGUCAGACAAAGCAUUGGCGUGCUCGCGCAUCUCGCGAGAGUCUUGGCAGCGUUGACUUACGGCAAUAAGGAGAAAAUGGCGCUUCUGUGCGAUUAUUUCAAACCUGUAUUGAACUUUUACAAAUUCGAUUUCGAACACACUCCCGAGGACGAACAGAAGCUAGAACUAUUCUGUAUACUCACUCAAGGCAUUGAACGAAAUGCGAUUGGUAAUACGCUGAAAGAUUAUAUCAUAAGCAUGGGUAUAGUGAAAGAUGCUUUUGAAUAUAUCACCGUGCACGCGCCAUGCGUUAAACCUACGCUAUUACGCACAGAUAGUGACGAGCUGAAAGAAUUCAUAUCUAAACCAGCUCUGAAAUAUAUUCUACGAUUUCUCACAGGGUUAGCUACGGAUCACGAACCGACUCAGUUGGCAGUUUCGCAAGUUACUAUUAGUAUAAUUCAUAGACUGGAACAAGUAUCUUCGAAUGAACACGUUGGUUCGCUAGCGGAGAAUUUAUUGGAAGCAUUAUGUACGAAUAAGCAAGUAGCCGAACUCAUCGAAGAAGCUCGCCAACACACGCGGAGUGAGAAGAAACGCCUGGCUAUGGCGAUGCGAGAGAGGCAACUGGGUGCGCUCGGUAUGCAAACGAAUGAUAAGGGACAGGUGACAGCGAGCGGAACGAUUCUUCAACAAAUGGAAGACCUGGGUGAUGAGACUGGAUUGGUCUGCGUUAUCUGUCGGGAAGGAUAUAAGUUUAAACCAAAUAUGGUAUUAGGCGUUUAUACAUUCACGAAGCGCUGCAACGUAGAAGAAUUCGAGACGAAGCAACGAAAAACCGUAGGCUAUACGACCGUCACGCAUUUCAACGUGGUUCACGUAGACUGCCAUAUGUCCGCGGUGCGUUUGGCGCGCGCCAGAGAUGAAUGGGAAAGCGCGGCACUACAAAACGCUAAUACGAAAUGCAACGGAUUGCUGCCAUUGUGGGGCCCGCAGGUUCCGGAGUCUGCAUUCGCCAGCUGUCUAGCUAGGCACAAUACUUAUUUGCAAGAAUGUACCAGUCACCGUGAUAUAUCCUAUCCGUCAACCGUGCACGAUUUGAAAUUACUUCUUCUACGAUUCGCUCAAGAGAAGAGUUUCCAUGAAGACACUGGCGGUGGAGGUCCUCAAUCCAAUAUGCAUAUAAUACCGUAUUUGAUACACAUGGCUCUGUAUGUCGUUAAUACAACACGAUCAGGAACUAGAGAGGAUAAAGCCUUAAUGACUUAUCUGGAAGUGCCACCAGGUCCAGCGUGGCUCGAUAGUAGUUACGAAGCAGAAGGCCCAUUGUAUCAGUGUGUCCUUUCGCUGCUCUUUUUCACGCCUGCUCGUUGGAAAUCCCAUAGACUUACGCAUCUUAAUCGAUUAAUCGUUCUCGCGCAUCAACGUUAUGUGUCCCCUUCGGCUACCACCAAGACUAUCAUGGAACCAACCGCCAAGGAUUACGCUGUUUAUAAGAGCACUUUGGUUUUCUUCGGUCUAGUGGAUUGUAUUUACGGAAACUUCUUCAAGAAAGUAAAUGUUUUAUCCGAUGACCAGUGGCCUUCGGUUUUGGCUGAAUACAUCAGGCAUAAUGACGAAGCUAUGUUAAAAGCCUCAGAACGCGUGCUUUCGUCAUAUCGUGAUGAAUUACUACCGUGCACGUCAUUCGAGGAGUUUUGCGAUAUUGUUGGCUUAUUAGAAGAUAUAAGAAAUCCUUCUACGUAUAUUGACGAUCUCCUGCGACGUCUUGCUUGAAGAUAUUGGAAAUUCUCUUUAUGUAACUCACUGGCAUUGUUACUGGCGAAUCGUUUUCUCUUUUUCUCGCCUAUAUAUAAUCAAUAUAAUUGUUUUAUCACAGAUUUUUAUAUCGAAAGGAUUCAAUGCUUCAUGUAUUAAAAGUUGAUUCGACAUAAUAUAUUCUUAAUACACAAAAUACUACUUAGAAAAUUGUGUUACAUAUGUGUGAUGAAAGAUAUAAGAUUAUAAAUUACUUUUUAUUGCUGCUAUAAAUCUUUACUCCUAGAUAGAUAUGUAUGUACAUGGAAAUAAUUUGUGCUUUAAUAAAAUACGACUAAAUAAAAAUGUUUGAAUAUAUAA